CAGUGGCCAAGGGAGGUUGUACGCGCGCCGCUCCUCGGUGUCAGAUCAGUUAACAUUUUCAUUCCAACUUGAUUUUCUUGAUAAACUUAAUCAUCUUGAGCCUCCAAACCUCUUCGGGACCUCCAGCGGAUUACCUAAGCGAGUUCUGUAAGAUUCGUGGUUUAUUUGCAUUUUAUAUAGACCGUAUAUAUACAUUUUUAUUUUUUUUGUUUGUUACGUCUUCGUCACCUCAAUCGUCUUCGCUAAUUAGAAAGGAGGAACAACAUGGCAGCGUGACAGUUGGAGAGAAGUUCCUACCUUUCCUCCAUCCCUCUGAGCAGCGAUGGAGGGAAAUAAGGAAGGAGGAGGAGGAGGAGGAAGAGGAAGAGGAGGAGGAGGAUGGAUGAGAAGACGAAGGGGGAAGUGCAGGACAAGAAUUCGUGGUGUUGAAAAUCUCACCACCACCACCACCACCACCACCGAUCCUCACCACCACCUACCAUCCCCACCACUCAACACCAGUCAACACCACCUCACCACCACGCCCUCAGAACCUUAUAAAUGGGCGUGGAUAGAAACGUGUGGCGAGCGAGAGGAAAAUGAGAAGAUUGAGAAUUGGAGGAUAGGAAGAGGAGGAGGAGGAGGAAGAGGAGGCAGGUUCUUGUGGUAUCCUGCUAAUCUCCUCCUGACGGCCUCCUGCUGCGUCCUGCUGAGCCUGCUUUCUGCUGUUUCUGCCCAAGACUCUCGUUGUUACCUGAGUCAAGGCGGCUCCGUGGACAACUUCUUCGUGCGGGAGAGUCUGACCGUGGGGAGCCUCAUAGGUACGUUGAGGCUCGAGGGUGAUGCCAGUGAGGACGGGAACAUUUAUCUGAGACUGAAGGAGAAGGACACGUCGGUCAGCAUCUCUCCGAACUCCAAGAAUCUUACCCUGACGAGGAGGCUGGAUAAGGAGGGGAAGGAAGGCGAGUCUCAGGUCACCGUCAACGUCAUCUGUGAUCGACGCGGCACCACUGACCCCAGCAUCACCAUCCCCGUCAACAUCAGAGUUACCGACGACAACGACAACGCUCCCGUCUUCGUUAACAGCCCCUACUACGUCAAUGUGUCGGAGGUGACGGUUGUGGGCACAGUCAUCAUGGGGGACAUACUGGCCGAGGACGAGGACCAGCAGGGCCCCUUCUCCACUGUGCAGUACUCCAUCCAGCCCGGGCCCUACUCUGACAUGUUCCGCUUCGAGUCUCCCCUGAGCGGCAACCUGGUGCUGGAGAAGCCGCUGGACUACGAGUCUCGCCCGCUCUUCAACAUCACCAUCGUGGCGCAGGACCAGGCCGCCACGCCCCAGAGCAGCACCGCCGUCCUCACCGUGCAGGUCCAGGACGCUGACGACCAGAACCCCGCCUUCAUGCGAGACCACUACAUGGCCGUGCUGCCCGAGAACCCCACCAAGGGCACGCUGGUGGAUGUGCAGCCGGAGGGGGUGAAGGCGAUGGACAGGGACGAGGGCAUCAUGGCCCCCGUCUUCUAUUCCUUCAGUAGAGAAGAAGAGAUGUCUGUGUGGUUCAACAUCGACCCUGAGAGCGGGCAGGUCAGCAUGGCCAAGGACCUGCCCCCUGACAAGCUCUCCCAGCCUGUCACUCUGGUGGUCAGGGCCACGCAGGAGGACAACCCCGACCGGUACGCCCUCACCACUAUGAUGCUCUCCCGCCGCGGCUACUACUCCACGCAGCUACAGUUCAUUCAGAGGGACUACGUGGCCACCGUGCUCGAGAACCUCCCCGAGCACUCCGUCAUCGCACCAACCAUCAUCAACAAGAACAUUGACAAGGACAUAAAGUUCAGUCUGGAGAGGAACGGUGAGGGUGUGUUCCGCAUCUCACCCUCGGGACAGAUCCUACUUGAGCACGAGCUGGACUUUGAGAAGCAGCAGGAGUACAACCUUGAGGUCUACGUCACCGAUGGAAACUUUAACGACACGGCCAAGCUGAAGGUGAAGGUCCUCAACAUCAACGACUGGGACCCUCGCUUCCGCUUCCCGCAGUACGAGUUCUAUGUCAGCUCCACCUCCCUGCGGCCCGGCGAUGCAGUGGGCACAGUGGAGGUGGCUGACGGGGACCUCGGUGACGCUAUUACACUCAGCGUCAUGGGGCAGGAUGCACAAAUGUUCGCUAUAGACAACAACGGUGAGCUGCGAAUCCGUGACCUGACCUCGCUCAACUCCACAGAGGCGCACAUUAUGGUGAUGGCCAAGGACUCCGGUGUGCCGCCCAGGAUGGCCUCAGCUGCUGUGACCGUGACCUUCCCCCCCGGCAUGGUGAAGCUCUCCCCCCUCGGCACCAGCUCCAGCUUCCUCUUGGUGGUCAUCUUCGGCAGCCUGCUCCUCGUCUUCAUCCUCGUCGUCAUCUGCCUGGCCAUCUACAUCCACAAAAAUAAGAAAUAUCGCGAUGACAACAACGCCGCGCUGCCCACCAAGAUGAGCCAGAUCGUGACCAACGGCAACCUGGCCCACACCAAGCUGGACCCCCUCUCCCCCCUCAACCACCAGAUGCAGGGUAACGGGCAGCAGAUGACCCCCCUGGGCAGCCCCACGUCCCCGGCCGGCCUCACAGGGGUUGAGCUGCCCACCGGUGACAACAACAAUGUCAACAACUACAAUAAUGGGACAGCAAGGAGGAACACGAUUUCAGUGCAAUCCGGUCAAGGCUACUCACGGAACCCGCUGACCAACGGCACCCUCGCGGCACCCUCCUCCGCCUCCAGCAGCCGCCACAUGCCCCAGGGCAGCGAUGGGGGCUCCUUUAAUGGCACGGGCAGGUCCUCAUCCACCACAGCCUCCACAGCCUCCAUCAAGGGCUCGCCGGAGCACACACCACACUCGGCAAGGUCGUAUCGCAGCGAGGGCGUAAGGAGCCAGCUUGGGGGAAGAAGUGGCAGUGGCAGGAGCUUAGGGUCACUGCUGGCUGGUGGCGGAAGCGGUUCAUUCAAGAAUGGGUCGCCGGUGGGGUCUGCGAGGGCCUUAGGCGGACUCCCUUCUAGAAACAGGAUCAGCCCCGCCCCCAUGCCCCCCACCCCCACCAACACCCCCUACCCCGACCCCCCGUCCUCCCCCGAAAUCCACCACCCCGAGGCUCUGGGCAACGUGGGCGGUAAAGUCUCGUGGCCCAGUGGAUCCAUUCCUAAGCGGGUGAAGAAGUUGUCUUGGGAGGAUGAACUUAGCACGAAGACGGAGAUGGAUCCUGAAGUGAGUGUGACCCCCAUGCCGCACUCUGCCUCCUCGUCGCACACUCCCAAACUAACCGUGUACUUCUAAGGGCGUGCGUGUAGUGUGUGUGUGUGUGUCUGUAAUGAAGUGUACUUAUAUGUAAAAAGCCGUCACAAUCCGAUCCUUCACACGAUUCCGUCCAUUGCGUACCUUUUCUACCCCUUGUACAGGUUUUGAGAUUCUGGAAAUGCUAUCAAUGAUUCUACUUUUAUACUUCCCCAAUGAGAGUGGCCGAUAGGAGUUUAUAAUCGUCCCCAUUUUUAAAGAAAGUAAUGCGUCGCUAACCAUCAGUGUGUUAGGCAUGAUGGAUACCAGUAACAAUCUAUGGCAAUGUGUCUUGGUGGCGUUCCCUUCUGAGCAGUGUCGCCGUGAAGAAGUAAUGCAUUGCUCUAGGACCUUACCAGAGAUGAGGUCCGUUCUGGCUAUGAAAAUAAUGUCUCCCUCUGAAUAGCAUCUUAGCAGUAGUGAUAGGUCCUGUAUUUUGCAUAGGAUUGUGAAUGGGUGGGAUUGUAAUGUGUCCCUUGGUGAAUAGUGUUUUGAGUGCAGGAGUCUGGAAGGCGUGAAAGUAACAAUCCUUCCCGUCAGAGAACUCCUAAGCUAUGACUACUGCUUUCUUCCUCGCCACUCCUUCCAGCAAGUGAUAAGUCCUUUGAAGUGUAGGAGCUUGAAAGGGAAGGUUAUGCAUAGUCCUUCCCAUCACAGAACUCCUUACCUACAACUCCUGCCUUGUUCCGUCCACUCCUUCCAGCAAGUGACCGAUCCUUUGUUUGGAGUGCAGGAGUGUGAAAUGAAAGGAUACUCAUAGUCCUUCCCAUCACAGAACUCCUUUGCUACAACUCCUGCCCUGUUCCUUGCCACUCCUCCCUGCUUCUGCCUCACCAAGACCCACGAAAACCCAUCAGUCUGUGUACCGUAGGGUGUUACUGUGCGAUACCCAGUGUGAACAGUGCGCCAGUGAACUAUGAGAGAACUGCUGGAAAGGAAGAUGAAGUGGAAUGCCUGUAAGCUUGACGUGAAGUGAAGUGACAUUCUGAGGACAUACCAGUUGCUUUAUGCCUUCCCACCUUUUGUUCUACUGUGUAUAAGUGCGUAAGAGGACUUGAGGCACCUUGAUCUUGAGUCCUGCUACACAAACGAUGCCUUCCCACCUCUUAUAUUCUGUGUUUAAGUGCGUAAGAGGACUUGACGAAACCUUGAUCUUGAGUCCUGCCACACAAGCGAUGCCUUCCCACCUUCUGUUCUACUGUGUAUAAGUGCGUAAGAGAACUUGAGGCACUUUGAUCUUGAGUCCUGCCACACAAGCGAUGCCUUCCCACCUUCUGUUCUACUGUGUAUAAGUGCGUAAGAGAACUUGAGGAACCUUGAUCUUGAGUCCUGCUACACAAACGAUGCCUUCCCUCCUUCUAUUCU
This is a messenger RNA of Eriocheir sinensis (Chinese mitten crab), 4648 nucleotides long. It is a transcript of the gene Cad96Cb, whose product is annotated as cadherin-8-like. Gene Ontology annotation, cellular component: plasma membrane. Gene Ontology annotation, molecular function: calcium ion binding. The record is from RefSeq and is a predicted model, not a curated record. Gene Ontology annotation, biological process: homophilic cell-cell adhesion. NCBI's taxonomy places the organism in Eukaryota, Metazoa, Arthropoda, Malacostraca, Decapoda, Varunidae. The transcript has 22 exons. The coding region runs from base 323 to 3286 and encodes 987 amino acids.